CGACAUCGGCUGCCGCCGGCGGCGGCGGCAGCACCUGGGAGACAGGGAGGGCUUCCGGGACUGCGGGCCGGACCGCUGAGAGCUGCUGUCAUGGCGGCUGCUCUGUGGGGUUUCAUCUAUGUCCUUCUGCUGCUACUAGCAGGAGAUGCCCAGAGCUCGGAGGUGCCCGGGGCUUCUGCCGAAGGGUCGGGAGGGAUUGGGGUGGGCAUAGGAGAUCGCUUCAAGAUCGAAGGGCGUGCGGUUGUUCCAGGGGUGAAGCCCCAGGACUGGAUCUCCGCGGCCCGAGUGCUAGUAGACGGAGAAGAGCACGUCGGCUUCCUUAAGACAGAUGGGAGUUUCGUGGUUCAUGAUAUACCUUCUGGAUCUUAUGUAGUGGAAGUUAUAUCUCCAGCUUACAGGUUUGAUCCUGUCAGAGUGGAUAUCACUUCAAAAGGAAAAAUGAGAGCAAGAUAUGUGAAUUACAUCAAAACAUCAGAAGUGGUCAGACUGCCCUAUCCUCUCCAAAUGAAAUCUUCAGGUCCACCUUCUUACUUUAUUAAAAGGGAAUCAUGGGGCUGGACAGACUUUCUGAUGAACCCAAUGGUUAUGAUGAUGGUUCUUCCAUUGUUGAUAUUUGUGCUUCUGCCCAAAGUGGUCAACACAAGUGACCCUGACAUGAGACGGGAGAUGGAGCAGUCAAUGAAUAUGCUGAAUUCCAACCAUGAAUUGCCUGAUGUUUCUGAAUUCAUGACAAGACUCUUCUCCUCAAAAUCAUCUGGCAAGUCUAGCAGCGGGAGCAGUAAAACAGGCAAAAGCGGGGCUGGUAAAAGAAGGUAGUUGGGUGGUCCAGAGCUGGCAGUUGCACAAACGCAGCAGCACUGGGUGGCAUCCAAGUCUUAAGAGAAAACCAUGUGAAGCAACUACUGUAAACUGAGUCAUCCUUAAAGUUGAUCUCUCAUAACCGUUGUGUGUGGUAACUCCUUAGUACCUGUUUUGUACUUGGUACACAAGAAAACCCAGCUUUCAUCCUUUGUCUGUAUGAGGUCAAUAUUGAUGUCACUGAAUUAAUUGCAGUGUCCUGUAGAAAAUGACAUUAAUAAAUUAUAUGAAGAACUAUACAUUAUGUAUAUUAAAAUGUCUUAAUCCAGAGAUAAAAUUAUCUUUUUUUUUCCACUUAAUGUUUCUUUUAUUCCAGACAGUUUUCUUCUACCUUUCAUUAUCUGAGGCUUGAAAUUGACCCUUCCUGUUUAAAAAGAAGUGGUUGAUAUUUUUAGAACAGCAUGCACCAUGGUUUUUUUAUAUAGCCAGACUUUUCAAAAUUCUCAGCCCUGCCUUGCCGUUUAACAUACCCUGUUGUUUGAUUUAGAACUACAUGUUCUUGAUGUAGUUUAAAUUUUUAUUGCUACAGUUAGUUCUGGAGUAUGGAUAUAUAAAUUAGAAUAGAUGUUAUCAAUUUUUAAAUUUCGGUUACCCAUCUAUGGUAUUCAUUAUUAUCAGCUGUGUACUGUGAUUCAAGGUAGGAUACAGAGAUGGUUAAUGGCCAGUGCCUGUCCUCAGUAGAGCUUACUCUGUAGGAAGGAGGCACAAAUAAUAAUAGGGAGUGAAUGGCUAGGGGAAGGAAGUACAACAGAAGGAGAUGAUGAUGGAAAGUCAGUCUUAAAGCUCUAUGUCAUAAUAUUGGUAGUAUCGCACAGGUGACUUUUCAGUUCCCUUACGUCCCCAUCAUUCUCAAAAUUGCUGGAAUAUAAAUUGCUAUUUUCCAAUCAGGAGUAUCAAAAACUUUAUUUCAUUAAGUUAUAAGAAUUUCACACCUUUUCUUACAGGUUGUUUUAAUUGGAGAGGAACUCUGAGUCUAUUGUAUUGCUUCUAGUAGAGAGCUCCUGUCCUUUUCUAUGUUUAAGAACUCCCCUAUUGCUUUCUUCAGGUUAUUAAAUCAGCAAAAAACAACAGGAAAAGAAUUGGUUCCAAACUUUUUAUUUUCUCUUUUGUAGUAGGUGCCAAUGUUCAUUUUAAAAUGAGGUACAUAACUUUUCUUUUAAAUAAGUUCCAGUAAAGGACAUUUUAUUAUUUAUAUCUGUGUGUACUAUAACACUGAAGGUACCAAACUGGUUACAUUAUGAAUGGUUAAGGAGAUAAACUGGUUAAUGUUAGAACUAGGGCUUUUAAAAUAGAGUCAUUUAUUGGGAAAAAAAAAAAAAACGAAAUAGUACAACACUAGUUGAGUGAAAGAUUUGAAGGAGACAGGAUAUGGUAAGAGUCAUAGUUGCAUGACCAGAAGUCAUCUUAAAAAA
This is a messenger RNA of Pteropus alecto (black flying fox), 2270 nucleotides long. It is a transcript of the gene EMC7, whose product is annotated as ER membrane protein complex subunit 7. Gene Ontology annotation, molecular function: carbohydrate binding. The coding region runs from base 91 to 816 and encodes 241 amino acids. The transcript is spliced from 5 exons. NCBI's taxonomy places the organism in Eukaryota, Metazoa, Chordata, Mammalia, Chiroptera, Pteropodidae. The record is from RefSeq and is a predicted model, not a curated record. Gene Ontology annotation, cellular component: EMC complex.